UGCGCGCGCACCGGCCUCGCUGCCCGUUGACCCGGAAAUGCUUAUGGCAGCCGCUCGGAUCGCGGGAGCUUAGAAUGGUGUUCCUUACAACGCGGCUCUGGCUGCGGAACCGCCUCACAGACCGGUUCUGGCGGGUCCAGGAGGUGCUGAAGCAUGCUCGGCAUUUUAGGGGAAGGAAGAACCGCUGCUACCGGCUGGCGGUCAGGGCGGUGACCAGAGCCUUCGUGAAGAGCACGCAGGCCCGCAGACUGAAGAAGCGGAACCUGAGGACCCUCUGGAUUAAUCGAAUUUCAGCUGCCUCCCAGGAACAUGGCUUACAGUACCCAGCAUUCAUGGUCAACUUAAUUAAGUGCCAGGUGGAGCUCAACAGGAAGGUACUUGUGGACCUGGCCAUCUAUGAACCAAAGACUUUUAAGUCUUUGGCAGCUUUGGCUAAGAGGAGGCAGCAGGAAGGAUUUGCUGCAGCUCUGGGGGAUGGAAAGGAGCCAGAGGGCAUCUUCUCCAGAGUGGUACAGUACCACUGAAGACUGCAGUGCUGUGGAAAUUGUUAUCAGAUAGGAGCAAAAAGACUGUCUAGUCACCAGUAAGUCUGAUUUGUAUUUAUUUAUAUUUUAGCACAGGCCUGAGAGAAAAGUUUUUUACUCAGUGAUAUAUCCCCAAAACUAUCAUGUAAAGAUUGUACAAAUAAAGCCUUUGCAGUGUUCA
Messenger RNA from Chionomys nivalis (European snow vole), 705 nucleotides. RefSeq names its product mitochondrial ribosomal protein L20 (gene Mrpl20). The transcript has 4 exons. Gene Ontology annotation, cellular component: ribosome. The record is from RefSeq and is a predicted model, not a curated record. Gene Ontology annotation, biological process: ribosomal large subunit assembly; translation. The coding region runs from base 75 to 524 and encodes 149 amino acids. NCBI's taxonomy places the organism in Eukaryota, Metazoa, Chordata, Mammalia, Rodentia, Cricetidae. Gene Ontology annotation, molecular function: rRNA binding; structural constituent of ribosome.